Molecule: messenger RNA, 1715 nt
Organism: Arabidopsis lyrata subsp. lyrata
Lineage: Eukaryota; Viridiplantae; Streptophyta; Magnoliopsida; Brassicales; Brassicaceae
Product: UDP-glycosyltransferase 76E2
Exons: 2
Coding region: 236-1585 (449 amino acids)
Molecular function (GO): UDP-glycosyltransferase activity
Source: RefSeq, a predicted model, not a curated record
GACAAAAGGAAGCCUUUAAAAUGCUAUGCAAGUCACGACGCCAUUUGUCAUUUCCGGAAGCUAAUCUUUUUCGGGUUUUUUGUCUGUUUUUGUAACUCCAUGUGUUUGUUCUUUUGCUGCUGCCACACAGCUUUCCCCAACCUCAUAAUUUUUUUCCACUUAGGGAUAAAAAAAAUAUAAUGUCGACAAAAAAGAGAGAGAGAGAGAGAGAGAGAGAGAACAAGAGACAUAAACAAUGGAGGAAAAUAGAGUGAAGAAGACAAGGAUAGUGUUAGUACCAGUUCCAGCACAAGGUCAUGUAACUCCGAUGAUGCAACUCGGGAAAGCUCUUCACUCAAAGGGUUUCUCCAUCACUGUUGUUCUGACACAGUAUAAUCGAGUUAGCUCUUCCAAAUACUUCUCUGAUUUUCAUUUCCUCACCAUCCCAGGCAGCUUAACUGAGUCGGAUCUCAAAAACCUAGGACCACAAAAUUUUGUGCUCAAGCUCAAUCAAAUCUGUGAGGCAAGCUUCAAGCAGUGUAUAGGUCAACUAUUGCGUGAACAAUGUAAUGAUGAUAUUGCUUGUGUUGUCUACGAUGAGUACAUGUACUUCUCUCAUGCUGCAGUUCAGGAGUUUCAACUUCCCAGUGUCGUCUUUAGCACGACAAGUGCUACUGCUUUUGUCUGUCGCUCUGUUUUGUCUAGAGUCGACGCGGAGUCAUUCUUGAUCGACAUGAAAGAUCCUGAAACGCAAGACAAAGUAUUUCCAGGGUUGCAUCCUCUAAGGUACAAGGACCUACCAACUUCAGCAUUUGGGCCAUUAGGGAGUACGCUCAAGGUUUACAGUGAGACUGUGAACACUCGAACAGCUUCUGCUGUUAUCAUCAAUUCAGCAAGCUGUCUAGAGAGCUCAUCUUUGGCAUGGUUGCAACAACAACUACAAGUUCCAGUGUUUCCUAUAGGCCCACUUCACAUUACAGCUUCAGCGCCUUCUAGUUUACUAGAAGAGGACAGAAGUUGCAUUGAGUGGUUGAACAAGCAGAAAUCAAGCUCAGUAAUUUACAUAAGCUUGGGUAGCUUGGCUCUAACGCAAACGAAAGAAAUGUUUGAGAUGGCUUGGGGAUUGAGUAACAGCAACCAACCUUUCUUAUGGGUGAUCCGACCGGGUUCUGUUCCUGGCUCAGAAUGGACAGAGUCCUUACCAGAGCAAUUCAGCAAGUUGGUUGCAGAAAGGGGUUAUACUGUGAAAUGGGCACCACAGAUGGAAGUUCUCAGACAUCCUGCGGUAGGAGGGUUUUGGAGUCACUGUGGAUGGAACUCGACCCUAGAGAGCAUCGGGGAAGGAGUUCCGAUGAUUUGUAGGCCUUUUACCGGGGAUCAGAAAGUCAAUGCAAGGUACUUAGAGAGAGUUUGGAGAAUUGGGGUUCAGUUGGAGGGAGAGCUGGAUAAAGGAACUGUGGAGAGAGCUCUAGAGAGGUUGCUUGUGGAUGAAGAAGGAGCAGAAAUGAGGAAGAGAGCCAUCGACUUGAAAGAGAAGCUUGAAGCCUCUGUCAGAAUUGGAGGUUCCUCAUGCAGCUCAUUAGACGACUUUGUCAAUUCCUUGUGAAGAUGAUGAAGAGGAGGAGAUAGUCCCUAUUCAAAGGUCAAAGUGCAUCAAAUGAUAUAACAAAACAUGAGUUCUAUUUUUACUGUAAUAUUUGGAAGUUGUCUCUAUAAAUUAAAUAAGAAUAUCUACA